UGUCCCAACCCUUUGGUCACACAGUGUAGAAGUGCGUGUGCAAAAAAAAAGAAAAGUUGGUUACAAAGCCACGAAUAAAUCGCAAAAUUCUUAGUUACAAGCCAAAUAAAAUUCAAAUUAAAUAAUAUUACCAUAAAGUAGCUGACACAGUGAACGUUGCGCAAUUUCUUCGUGUUGUAUAGACGCUUAAAUCAUCAGGCGGUUAUUAUGAAAGGAAAUUACUAUAAAAUGUCUCGUAACAAAGACAAAUAUGACAGUACGAACAGAAGACAGCAGAUAUUUCUAUCCGCUGAGGACAUUGCUGCCGGCAAGAAGCCCAACUGGAGCGGCCUCGAGAUAACUGGCUGUGUGAGGAAUAUAAGCCCCUCGUUGUGGGAGUUCGAACACCUGACCGCUCUCUAUCUGAAUGACAACCAGCUGUUGAGGCUACCAGCGGAUGUGGGAAUGUUGGUUAGUUUGCGUACACUCGAUUUGUCCAGCAACAAGUUGCGCAGUCUGCCAGCUGAGAUCGGGGAGCUCAUACAGCUGAGGGAACUGCUGUUGAACAAUAACUUUCUGCGCGUACUGCCGUAUGAAAUUGGCAAGCUCUUUCAUUUGGUCAUACUUGGUCUGAUGGGCAAUCCGCUACAAAAGGAGUUUAUGAACAUUUACAAUGAGCCAAACGGGACACCGAAACUGCUCACCUACAUGCUGGACAACUUGUCAUUUACCGUCAAUCCACCGCCUCAAAGGCCAUGGCUUCCACUUGCCAAGCCCAACAAAACCCGACCAGCAUGCAUUUUCACGGUCAUGUGUUAUAAUGUACUCUGCGACAAGUAUGCCACUCGGCAGAUGUAUGGAUACUGUCCGGGAUGGGCACUGGGCUGGGAUUAUCGAAAGAAGUCAAUUAUCGACGAGAUACGGCACUAUGCGGCGGAUAUUAUCAGCCUGCAGGAGAUCGAGACGGAACAGUUUUAUCACUUUUUCCUUCCCGAACUAAAGAAUGAUGGCUACGAGGGCAUCUUCUCACCUAAAUCUCGUGCCAAGACAAUGUCCGAGCUGGAACGCAAGUAUGUCGACGGCUGUGCGAUAUUCUUUCGGACAUCAAAAUUCACGCUGAUUAAGGAGCAUCUAAUUGAAUUCAAUCAGCUGGCAAUGGCAAAUGCAGAGGGCUCGGACAACAUGCUAAAUCGUGUGAUGCCCAAGGAUAACAUCGGGCUGGCCGCUCUGCUAAAGGUGAAGGAGACUGCCUGGGAGCCAAUGUCGGAGGUGACACAGAUCUCACAACCGCUGCUUGUGUGCACCGCUCACAUACAUUGGGAUCCCGAAUUCUGUGAUGUCAAACUCAUACAGACAAUGAUGCUGAGCAAUGAACUGAAGACGAUCAUUGAUGAGGCAAGUCACAGUUUUCGCCCAGGACACAAGAAUGAUUCGAACAGUGUGCAGCUGUUGCUUUGCGGCGAUUUCAAUUCGUUGCCGGACUCGGGCGUGGUGGAGUUUCUGGGCAAGGGACGAGUUGCAAUGGACCAUUUGGACUUCAAGGAUAUGGGCUACAAGAUGUGCUUGCAGAGAUUGCUGUCCAAUGAUACAAACGAGUUCACGCAUUCCUUUAAGCUGGCAUCCGCCUAUAGUGAGGACAUAAUGCCACACACCAACUAUACGUUCGAUUUUAAGGGCAUCAUCGACUAUAUAUUCUAUACAAAGACAGGCAUGGUGCCGCUUGGUCUUCUUGGACCCGUUUCAAAUGAUUGGCUGCGUGAGAACAAAGUGGUUGGCUGCCCACAUCCGCACAUACCCUCCGAUCAUUUUCCAUUGCUGGUGGAACUGGAGCUGAUGCACACGGCCAGCCAGCAGGCGCCACCCAAUGGGCUGAUCAAUCGACGGUAGCAAUAGACAAGACGCGGAAGGCCGGCGACAAUGUUGACGACAACAACGACCUCUCGGACAGCCACUGGCGGUGGAUCAUUGCACCUCAACUAUAGGGGAUGCAGCAGCAGCAGAAACAGCACCAGCAACAGCAACAGCAACAUCAGCAGUAGUGGCAACAAUAAUACCAAUCAAAACAGCAACAGCAACAACAACAGCAGCAAUAGCCUCCGCCUAGCCUCCCAUGCAUCAUUACGCAAACCACAAAAGCCCCCAUCGAAUGAUUGAGCCCAAUUUAACAUCCUCUCCCAAAAUAGUUGAGUUUUAAGUUUAGUUCUGAUUAUGGCAAACGAUUGCAAUCCUUUAUAAGUUCUAAGAUGACGAAGUUGUAGAUGAACCGCUUCUUUGUGCAAUUGCGGACCCCUUUUUACGGAUAACAUGCUGUGAUCUUGACCCUUCAAGUCACUAUCAAAUCAAAUAUGUUGGUCAAAAGCAAGACACACAAUUGCAGCGGAGAAUCUUACACACAAUUUAAUUGCUGCUCUUGCACGCCGCGUUUCUCGUUUUAUUUUAUCAUUUUUUAAUUUCAGUUUUAGCAUCGAAUAAACUAUAUAAAUACACAUAAUCAAUUUAGGUUUUUGUAUACCACACAACAUUACAGAUACAUACGUGUAGAAUAUUUCAUAAGUUGACUCCAAUCACAACACACAACAACAAACAAAAAACAA
Molecule: messenger RNA, 2573 nt
Organism: Drosophila innubila
Lineage: Eukaryota; Metazoa; Arthropoda; Insecta; Diptera; Drosophilidae
Gene: twin
Product: CCR4-NOT transcription complex subunit 6-like
Exons: 8
Coding region: 208-1866 (552 amino acids)
Biological process (GO): nuclear-transcribed mRNA poly(A) tail shortening
Cellular component (GO): CCR4-NOT complex; cytoplasm; nucleus
Molecular function (GO): poly(A)-specific ribonuclease activity; protein binding
Source: RefSeq, a predicted model, not a curated record